This is a messenger RNA of Pichia kudriavzevii, 1350 nucleotides long. RefSeq lists its product as uncharacterized. Gene Ontology annotation, molecular function: 2 iron, 2 sulfur cluster binding; iron ion binding. The record is from RefSeq and is a predicted model, not a curated record. NCBI's taxonomy places the organism in Eukaryota, Fungi, Ascomycota, Pichiomycetes, Pichiales, Pichiaceae. The transcript has a single exon. Bases 1 to 1350 code for a protein of 449 amino acids.
AUGGCUACCGCUGUUGCAUCACCUAAAGUCCAACCAUCGGCACCACCAUCCGAUGGUGCUUCCUUGGAAAACGUCGUUGGAAUGCAUACACUUCCAGCAUCUUGGUGGAUUUCUGAAAAAGUUUUAGAGUUUGAAAAACGGGCCAUUUUCGCCAAAUCAUGGCUCUUUUGUACUCACAAGAGUAGAUUUGCAAAGGCAGGUGACUACUAUGCCUUCAAUCUGUUAGGAUGGAACUUUUUUAUUAUCAGAACAAAGGAGGGCGAAUUCAAGGCGUUCCAUAACAUUUGCAGACAUCGUGCAUAUCCUGUUGUUAGAAAGCAACAAGGUUCAUCGACUAUCAUUGGAUGUAAAUAUCAUGGCUGGUCAUAUGAUACCAAUGGUAAAUUGAAGAAGGCACCCCAGUUUGACAAUGUUGAAGGGUUUGAUCCUGAGGCAAACUCAUUGUAUGCAAUUAAAACUCAUGUCUCUAGACAAGGUUUGAUUUUUGUCAAUUUCGACAACACCGAAGACGCCCAACCAUUUGAGGAGUUUUUUGCUGGAUUACAAGAGGAAAUGGACGAAUAUGAUUUUGGAGAUUAUGAGUAUCAUAUGUCGUAUGAGCUCGAUGGUCAAUUCAAUUGGAAGACUUUGAUGGAUGGAUACCAGGAAUGUUACCAUUGUCCAACCGCACACCCGGGCCUUAAUCAGGCAUUUAAGAUGGAGACUUACAAGGUUGUCCCUAAGGGUAACUACUGUAGACAUUAUGCGAAAAUCACCGAAAUGGUUGACGAGGUGAUUAAGGAGGAGGAGGAUCCGGAUAGGGAAUCUUCUUGGUUUGGGUUUGGCAAGAAAAAGGAAGCCCCAAAGAAAGUUACCAAAAAGAGGGAAAACCCAGGUGGGGAAUUCAAUGGAUUGUGGUGCUAUCUCUUCCCAAACAAUGGCGUCAAUUGUUAUUCUCCUGCUUGGUAUUCCAUCCGUGUUUUGCCAAUCACCGCCAAGAGAACCAUCUUACAGUACGAUAUCUAUACAAAGAAGGGGUUAAACGACGACAAGAAGAAAGAGUUUGUUGAUUUUCUUCAGCAAGUUGAGAUUGAAGAUUAUAACCUCUGUGAGGCAACACAAAAGAAUUUGAACAAUGGAAUCUACAAAACCGGUUAUUUACAUCCAACGAGGGAGAGAGGAGUUUUACAUUACCAAAGUCUUGUUCGUGAUUUGGUUAAGAAACACUAUGCCAUUGAGGAGGCAGCCGGCCAUCCAGUGAACCCUGCAGCCUUGUCGGCAUCACAGAGCAAGGAUGCAGAAGAACUGGAGAAGAUGUGUGCUGGCAUUGAAUGUAUGGGAUCUACACCGGCUGAAGGUCUUGAAUGGUAA